Misgurnus anguillicaudatus (oriental weatherfish) is the source of this 1958-nucleotide messenger RNA. RefSeq names its product solute carrier family 25 member 48 (gene slc25a48). Gene Ontology annotation, cellular component: mitochondrion. Gene Ontology annotation, molecular function: transmembrane transporter activity. NCBI's taxonomy places the organism in Eukaryota, Metazoa, Chordata, Actinopteri, Cypriniformes, Cobitidae. The record is from RefSeq and is a predicted model, not a curated record. Gene Ontology annotation, biological process: transmembrane transport.
UGAAGUUAGGUCUGCUGUUAUUGAUGUGGCCAGCUGUAACAUGAAGGUUAAGGUUUGAAAAGCAUCAAUGCCGGUGCAUUUAUUUACUUCUCCAAUGUGAAUGAAUUCAGUACAAUGACAGUCUUUUACUUGGAUGACUUUAUAGCCGGAUGGGUUGGGGGAGCAUCCAGUGUGAUUGUAGGACAUCCUCUUGACACAGUUAAGACCCGUUUACAAGCAGGCAAUAGAUACAAGAAUACUCUUCACUGUAUUGUAACCAUCUACAAAAAGGAAACUGUUGCAGGAUUUUUUAAAGGACUUUCUUUUCCACUAGCCAGCAUCACCCUUUACAACUCUAUGGUAUUUGGUUUCUUCAGUAACACACAGCGUGUCAUUAGUAAAUACCGCUAUGGGGAUGGUAGACAGCCGUCCAGUAUGCUUGACUUGACUGUAGCGAGCAUGUUGACUGGUCUGGUUUCGGUAGGAGUGGGUGCCCCGGUCGAUCUUGUCAAGAUUAGGCUUCAGAUGCAAACCCAACCUGUUCUUGCAGAGAACUUUAACCUGGCUGGGAAUGGCAAUGUUUCUAUUCGUUCAAUGGGAAUUCAGGCCCAGCCUAUGUACAGAGGGCCGCUUCACUGCAUCAGCACAAUCCUGCAAAAUGAGGGCAUCCAAGGGCUCUACAGGGGAGCGGGGGCCAUGAUAUUGAGAGACGUUCCUGGUUAUACCCUGUACUUCAUUCCAUACACAUUACUUUGUGACUUGCUAAAUCCUAAUUCCAGUGCCUCUCCACAUCCCGGCUCCAUAUGGCUUGCAGGAGGUUUAGCAGGCUCCCUCUCAUGGGUCACAGCCACACCGGCUGAUGUAGUAAAAAGUCGGUUGCAGGCGGACGCAAUGCAGCAGAGAAAAUACAAGGGCAUUCUGCACUGCAUCAUGCAAAGUUAUAAAACAGAAGGAAUACAUGUUUUCUUCCGCGGGGCAACUGUAAAUGCUAUCAGAGGAUUUCCAAUGAGUGCUACUAUGUUUCUUGGCUAUGAGCUUUCCCUCCAGUUUUUCCGCGGUUUAUAACACUUAGUGCUUUUAAAACACGCUAACUACAUGCUUCUGAAAAAACUUUGUUCAUGAUUUUAGGGGCUUUUUAUAGAAACUUACAUGUGACUUAUGUGAGUUCAUUGUUGAUACAUGCAAGAGUAUCAGUGAAGCUUUUAGGCAUUUCUUAUAUUAAGAAGAUUGAUUGAAAAUGGUACACAUUUUAAACAUUGUUGCACAAGUUUUUUAAUUAUAAUCAUUUUUAUAUUCAUAAUUUUUACAUCAGCCAUACUGACUUUUAUUUUGCUUAAACUUUAUGUAUUUGUAUGUACAGUAUUCUUCUUUUAAAAUCAAAAUCGUAUUAGCUAAUAAACCAUUAGCGAUUCAUCAUUUUAAACACUUAAAGGCUUAAUAUGCUAUUAAUGUGCUUUGGGAGAUUGUUGCUGCCUAUGCAAUAUAAGGCAAAUAUGUGAAUAAAUUAUGAAAUUAUUAAUUAAGUAAUAUACAGUAAUGUAUAUUGUUUGUGUUUGUAUCAUACUUUACAGAAUAUAUGUUAUUUCUUUUAAGAUUUUUUAAACUACUUUACUAUACUAUGUAAAGUGUUUUCAAAUGUUCAAAUAUGUUUAAAAAAAUAUUUUACAAACCUUUUUAUAUCCUCUGCUUUUGUCAUCUGAUUUUUUAAGAAAAUAUAUCAAAUUCAUAGAUGAAGAAAUGUAUGCUUUUGAAGACAAAUAUUGGCUUUGACAAGUUCUGAUAAAUAAAGCACUUUUUUGUUAUCUCUCUGAUUCACUAGGUGGCGUUGUACCACUACAAAUGUAUUAAAUUUAUCAGGAUAAAUGUAAACAUAUUUGGCAUGCUGUCCGGGCUAAGAACAUGCUGCUGUUAAGUUGCUGGAGGAGCUAGUAUACGCAAUGCAUUUUUUAUAUCUCAAUAAAGCAAGAAGUACUGUUAAA